This is a messenger RNA of Megalops cyprinoides (Indo-Pacific tarpon), 2097 nucleotides long. RefSeq names its product coiled-coil domain containing 85C, a (gene ccdc85ca). The transcript is spliced from 7 exons. The coding region runs from base 181 to 1392 and encodes 403 amino acids. The record is from RefSeq and is a predicted model, not a curated record. Gene Ontology annotation, cellular component: apical junction complex. NCBI's taxonomy places the organism in Eukaryota, Metazoa, Chordata, Actinopteri, Elopiformes, Megalopidae.
UUAUUCUUUUGCACAUUGAAUACAAUUCGGUCUUGCUUCAUGUCUCAUCGGACUUAUUAUGUGUAUAAUACAUUUAGAUUUGAAUAUCAUGUCGCCGUUAAGGCAGGACUAGGUAGCUAGUUAUCUGCGGAUUCUUCCUAACCACAGUGUAAAGCGAAGAGCGGAACAUUUGUAGGGAAUAUGGCUAAAAAUGGAUCGGACAGUCCGAGGGAUGAUUUGAGUAAGAUUCCUGACGAGGAGCUGAUGAAAUGGAGCAAGGAAGAUUUGAUUAAAAGACUGAGAAAGACGGAUAACGAGAAAAUUCACUUAAUGCUGGAGCAUGGGAACAUGAUGAAGGAUGUCAACCGAAGACUACAGGUCCAUCUCCACGAGAUACGGGGCCUGAAGGAGGUGAACCAAAAGCUGCAGGACGACAACCACGAACUAAGGGAACUGUGCUGUUUCUUAGACGAUGACAGGCAAAAGGGUAAAAAGCUGUCGCGGGAAUGGCAGCGGUUUGGCAGGUACACGGCCAGCGUGAUGUGGAAAGAGGUGGGCAUAUACCAGCAGAAGCUGAAGGAGCUGGAGGCCAACCAAGAGACGGUGGUGCGGGAGAACGUGGAGCUGAAGGAGAUCAUACUGAUGCUAGACGAGGAGAGGAAUGGGGCAGGGUCGAGGAGCUCCAUCGAUAGUCAGUCCAGUCUGACCAAUUUGAACGGCGGCUCCAGCACCAUUCGGGAUGUCGGCGAUGGGAGCAGUACGUCCAGUACGGGAAGCGCAGGUAGCCCGGAUCACCACCACAACCACAUACACAAGCCAGGAGAGGCCAAGAUAGGAACCAUCAGGAGGUCUAUGGAUGAUCUCUCCACACCCCACCACCACAGGAGCAUCCCAAAUGGACUGAAUGAUCCAUCUUCGAACUACAUCCGCCAGCUGGAAACAAAGGUCAGGAUUUUAGAGGAUGACAACAACAAGCUUCUAUCACAGCCCCGUAGCCGCUAUAGUUUACCAAAGAUACCGGCAAAGCAGAGUAGCGCCGGAGACCUGAAGACCCUGCGCAAAGGCCUAACUCUGUACCACUCAGAGUCCCAGCUGUCUUCCCUUCCUCAGUACCAGGACGCCCUGCAGAACGGCACUUCCAGAAUCCCAGCCAACGACACCUCCGCCACAGCGGGAUACCUCCCAUCAGCCCAGAAACCGGAAGCCGUGGUUCAUGCCAUGAAGGUCCUCGAAGUUCACGAAAACCUGGACAAACAAAUUCCGGAGGAUUACGAGGAAGACCUCAGCGAGAAGGAGAAGGCGAUCGUCCGGGAGAUGUGUAAUGUGGUGUGGCGCAAGCUUGGGGAUGCUGCUGGCUCCAAGCCAUCAAUCCGACAACAUCUUUCUGGGAACCAGUUCAAGGGACCUUUGUAGUGGGAUAUCCGGAGCUAAAAAAAAAAAAAUGAGGGACAGAAAUGUUUAUGAGCUGUGCAACCUUGAAAAUAUGGACAUAUUCAACCAAAAUCAGUUCUUUUCUGACUGCCUCCUGAUCACAGACCCUGCCAGUUUAGUAAGGAAGCUCAGUCUUACUGGACCAUUUAAACAACUUCAUGAAGGCUUGACUGGGUCAAGCAGUCUGUUUGUUCAUCACUAGCCAGUUUCAUUAUUUUUUUUUUGUUUUGUACCUCAAGUAUUCAAGACUGGCAGCUAGUUUUACUUACUUGCCACUCCAGGUAUUGACUUUGGGUAAAUACAGUGCUAAAUGAUAUUUAACAAACUCCCUUAAUUGUUUCUAAUGGGUCUUAGAGGGCGGCUCUGUGUUAACAUUGUCAGACUAUUUGUAAUUUGUAUAGCAUUUACCUUCCUGACAAUCUAUAUGGAGAUCCAGUUUAACAAGCAGUUGUGUUUGUUCCAGGGUAAAUAAUGUCAAAGCCUAUAGGUUUGUAUGUAAAGCCUACUGUCAAAUAGUCAGUCCCCUUUGCUUGAGAAUAAAAUAUAUUAUACAUUUAGGAAUCACUUGUAAGAAAAUAUAACUGAAUUGUAGUGACAUGUACAAAACAAUGACUUAAAAACCGUAGCACUACUUCGUUGUCACGAUUUGUUUUUUUUUUUUAAUUCUAGAGUGGCCAUUUGUGUUAC